Messenger RNA from Ochlerotatus camptorhynchus, 4410 nucleotides. It is a transcript of the gene c12.2, whose product is annotated as von Willebrand factor A domain-containing protein c12.2. The record is from RefSeq and is a predicted model, not a curated record. Bases 118 to 4293 code for a protein of 1391 amino acids. Gene Ontology annotation, cellular component: cytoplasm. NCBI's taxonomy places the organism in Eukaryota, Metazoa, Arthropoda, Insecta, Diptera, Culicidae. The transcript is spliced from 5 exons. Gene Ontology annotation, molecular function: ATP hydrolysis activity; ATP binding.
GCCCAUCUCGCAACACUUAUCCAGCUGGACUUUGACCCGAUCGGGAACGACAUAACAUAACUGAUAGUGAUUAGCUAACACAUCUUGUCCGCACCACUCGAUCGGUUUUCUGCGGAAAUGCUCCCACGGAACGCCCAAACCGUACGUAGGUUGAACGUACUGAAGCGGAUUCUCACAAACGGUAAUAGCAGCAGUAGCGGUAGUUCUCCCGCGCUAUGGUUCCGCUACAGUUCCACGGGAGCUACCAUCCGGAUCGACGACGUGGAAAAGGAGAUUCAACCACCGAAACAACCGGAACUGGUUCCCAAUGGAUAUGUGAAAGUGGCAGAGUCCGGUGAAGCUCAGCUUUCGCAGACUCGACUGCACCACCUACGGUGGAUGCUGCAGAAGGACAACCUAGGACAGGACAUGAUCUUGCUCGGUAGACCGGGUAAUCUGCGCAGGAAUCUGAUUAUGCAGUACUCGGAACUGACACGGAGGGAAGUGGAGUACAUUCUGUUGAACCGCGACACGACCGAGAGUGACUUAAAACAGCGCCGGGAGAUUAUGGACGGUACGGCAACGUACUACAACCAAAGCGCGGUUCGAGCAGCUACCGAAGGACGAAUUCUGGUCAUCGAAGGAGUGGAGAAGACCGAACGGAAUGUGUUACCCAUUUUGAAUAAUCUGUUGGAAAACAGAGAGAUGCACCUGGAGGACGGGCGGUUUCUGAUUUCCGCCAAAAAUUACGACAGCUUGCUGGAGAGAUUCAACAAGGAACAGCUAGACAAGUGGGGUCUGGUACGAGUUUCCGAGGACUUCCGUGUGAUAGCAUUGGGAUUGCCAGUACCGAAGUAUCGAGGAUCACCACUUGAUCCACCUUUGAGAUCCAGAUUUCAAGCAAGGGACAUCAGUGAUCUGCCUUACUUGGACAUCCUCACGGAAUGCAAAACUUUGGCGAGCAACAAAAACCCCGAAGUCCUCACGAAGCUAACCUCGUUCGGCUUCAGUGUCCUUUCUUCGGCAUCCACCUUGCCGGACUUUCCAAUCGAUAACCUUCGCUACGCCGGAAUGCUGAUCAACAAUAACCCUCUGCUCACGGAACACAGUCUACUGAGCCGGCUCUACCCCUACCCGGUGUUUUUGGAAAAGGAAGGCGUUGGCCUUACCAAGUCCCUAAUGGACUCGCUAAAGAUUACCCCGAAUCAAACGCCCUCCACGGAAAUUACCAGUGUUGAGCCUCUGAGUGAAAAUGCCCUUACGGUCAACUUGAAGGUCAACACCAAACCGAUCAGUUUUACCAUGCGACGAGGCAAAUCCGACGUCGAAAACCUACCUACCAGCUACAAGAAGACCAACUACCAGCAAAACCUCCUAGCGGACCUCAUCCAAUCAAUUGCGGUGGGCGACAUCUGCCUGAUCGGUUCCAAAGGCUGUGGAAAAUCCAUCCUGGCAAACGAACUAUGCCGCCUGCUGAAUCAACAGGCCGAAACGAUGGUCCUCUACCAGGACAUGACAGCCCGUGACCUAAUCCAGAAACGUACAACCAAGCUCAACGGAGACACAAUCUGGCAGGACUCGCCCUUGCUGCUGGCGGCUCUAAGCGGUCACGUCAUCGCUCUCGAUGGCAUCCAUCGACUGCACCACAGUACCCUAGCGAUCCUACAUCGACUGGUUCACGAUCGGGAGAUGCAACUGUACGACGGUAGGCGCUUGAUGCGUCAUGAUCGCUACGAUCGUCUUCUCGAAGCAGGACUGAUGAAAGACGACCUUACGGCACGAGGAUUCCUGCGAAUUGAUCCAGCAUUCCGAAUCAUUGCCAUGGCAGAACCUCACCAAAAAAUCGGCACCAAUUGGAUUACCGCUGAGACGUUGAACCUCUUCCUGUUCCACGAGAUCCGAGGCCUUAGCAAAGACGAAGAACUCAACGUCGUCAACUCGCUGUACGGACCACUGGAUGAAACGAUGCACCAGAUUCUAAGUGUAGCUCACCACCUACGCGCAUCUGGUGACACCACCAUGCAGAACUUGGCGAGCAACCUUUCAACCCGACAACUUCUGCGGAUUGCUCGUCGACUUCACGAAUACGGCGAACAUUUAUCCGAUCGUUCUGCCCACAGCAUACUGCACAACACAUUCCUCACAAAAUUCAUGCCAAACGUACCCAGAAGCGUACUGGAGAACGCUCUGCGAACCUGUCAUGUGACACCGGGAACGGAAAGCCGCGCUGAAGAUGUCACCAUUUCGACCGACGACGGUGUCCUCCGCAUCGGGAACACCAAAGUACCAAUCUACCAAACGGAAGCCGUCAGCAAAGUCCCAGACAUCGUGUUCUACAACGUCCCACAACACGUCAAACUCAUGGAACGACUUCUACAGGACUUCACUCUCGGUGAACACCUGCUUCUGGUGGGCAACCAAGGCGUCGGUAAAAACAAAAUCGCCGAUCGUCUACUGCAGCUCAUGAAUCGUCCCCGAGAGUACAUCCAACUGCAUCGAGACACGACCGUUCAAUCGCUUACCCUUCAGGCCAGUAUCCGGGACGGUAAGAUCAUCUACGAAGACUCCCCACUGGUGAAAGCCGUCAAGAACGGCCACGUGCUCGUAAUUGACGAAGCAGAUAAGGCACCCAUUCACGUUACCUGCAUUCUGAAAACUCUCGUUGAAAAUGGGGAGAUGAUGCUUUCUGAUGGGCGCAAGAUCUGCCCACCCGCCAGAGGUACCCUUGCAGCCAACGACAAGCUGAUCUAUACCCACCCUGACUUCCGGAUGGUUGUCCUCGCCAACCGACCUGGAUUUCCCUUCCUCGGAAAUGACUUCUUCGCCGCUCUCGGUGAUCUAUUUUCCUGCCACGCCGUCGAUAACCCGUCUCCGAACUCGGAAAUCUACCUCCUCAAGCAGUACGGUCCGGAUGUUCCGGAAGCGACCAUCCGCCAACUGGUGGACGCCUUUUCCGAACUGCGAGACAUGGCCGACAGUGGAAUUUUAAACUAUCCGUACUCCACCCGUGAAGUGGUCAACAUCGUGAAGCAUUUGCAGCUGUUCCCCAACGACGAUAUGGCCGAACUGAUCGGCAACGUCCUCGACUACGACCGACACACUCCGGAGACACUGGAUCAGGUGACGAACGUACUACUCAAGCAUGGAUUGGCGAUCGCUCCGUACGCAAAGAAUGAGCUUGCUGCACUGCGUAAGCAACGGGAAAUCCAAAUGACGAUCAAAAGUCACAGCGGAAAGGGCGUUUCAGCACCGAAGCACGGCAAGGUUGAUCCGAACAAUGAUCCCCACGUAGGCGGCAAUACUUGGGCUGGAGGUACCGGAGGACGCGACACAGCUGGUUUGGGUGGCAAAGGUGGUCCGUAUCGAUUGGAUGCCGGGCAUAAGGUCCAUCAGCUGUCCGAUGCGGAGAAGGACGACAUUCCGGAACAUGUGAAAAUGGCAGCUAAGGAGAUGAACCGAAAGGCGUUCGAAGAAAAGUUGAAGGAGAUUCAGAUGAGCAAGUACGACCAUAAAGUCUACAUGGAGUUCAAGGGCCCGGUGCAGAAGCAGGUACAGCAGUUGAGGGUGACACUGCAGGCACUGCAGGCAAAGAGCAAGGAACGACAUUGGCAGAAGCAUCAGACUUCCGGCGAGAUGGACGAUACCAAGCUAGUGGAAGGAAUUACGGGUGAGAAGAACAUCUACAAGAAGCGGGUCGAACAGGAUCCGGAACCGGGACAACCGCAAGAGAAGCCGAAACGCUUAAAGCUGGUGGUGGACGUGUCCGGAUCGAUGUACCGCUUCAACGGGUACGACGGCCGACUGGAUCGUCAGCUGGAAGCGGUCGUAAUGGUGAUGGAAGCAUUCGAUGGAUUCGAGACGAAAAUCAAGUACGACAUCGUGGGGCACAGUGGAGAAGCGGUGGAGAUUCCGUUCAUCAACGUGAACAAUCCACCGAAGGACGACAAGCGACGGCUGGAGACGAUCAAGAUGAUGCAUGCGCAUUCGCAGUUCUGCUGGAGCGGCGAUCACACGCUGCCGGCUACGCGAAAUGCGGUCGAUGCCCUGGCCAAGGAGGACUGCGACGAGGCGAUCGUGGUGGUGCUGAGCGAUGCCAACAUGUCGCGAUAUGGCAUAUCGCCGAGAAAUUUCAACGACCUGCUCCAGAAGCAGGCCCCGAAGGUGCAGGCGUACGUGAUCUUCAUCGGCAGCUUGGGUGAUGAGGCGCAAUUAAUUGCGGAACACAUGACGGCCGGCAAGAGCUUCGUGUGCAUGAACCUCGAACAGUUGCCUCAGAUAUUGAAACAGAUCUUCGCCGCUUCCGUACUACAAUAACAACUGUUGUUUUGUUAAGUUGACAAUUUGAAUAUAUGGUUAAGUUUUUGUUACAGGGGUUAUAACUAAGGGUGAGUUGCAUUUGUUUGUAUGUAAAUAAAGUUAAGAGCUAUUAUA